This is a messenger RNA of Durio zibethinus, 2082 nucleotides long. RefSeq lists its product as uncharacterized. The record is from RefSeq and is a predicted model, not a curated record. Gene Ontology annotation, molecular function: 5'-3' DNA exonuclease activity; 5'-3' RNA exonuclease activity. NCBI's taxonomy places the organism in Eukaryota, Viridiplantae, Streptophyta, Magnoliopsida, Malvales, Malvaceae.
UUACCCAGUCAUUGCAUUCUUCGUAUCUUACCUUACUUUAAAACUUCCAUCUGUCGAAUCUGCUCUCUCCUUGGACGACAGUAUCUCUUUUUAAAAUCACCCUCUUUUUCACUUUUACUGUUCUUGUUUAUUAGUCCCCUCUCUCUCUCUCGAGUAAGAAAAGGGAAAAGAAAAGAAUUUAUCAUCCAUGGUUGGUCUUGGUGAUAGCAAUUCCGGUUGCAAUAGCAACAGCAAAACAAAAGACAAGAAGAAGAAGAAGAACAACAAGCGUGGGGGUAGCAGAAGGAAGAUGACAGCUGACCAAACUUUGGCUUUCAAAUCGGUGACUGAAUGGGUUUAUUUGGAUCGCCAGAAUUCUUCUUCAACGGCGGCUUUAUCUUCAUGGUUGGUGCAUGAUUUUGGGGUUCAGAAGAGUCUAGGGAGAGGGAUGGAGAAAGUGGUGUUUGAAUUGCAUUCCCAUUCUAAACAUAGUGAUGGGUUCUUGUCCCCUUCUAAGCUCGUUGAGAGAGCUCAUGGAAAUGGAGUGAAAGUUCUUGCUCUGACAGAUCAUGAUACAAUGUCUGGGAUACCUGAGGCCGUAGAAACAGCUCGCAGAUUUGGUAUCAAGAUUAUCCCUGGUGUUGAGAUCAGCACCAUAUUCUCUCCAAGCAGAAAUUCUGAGAUGGAGGAACCAGUGCACAUCCUUGCAUAUUACAGCAGCUGUGGCCCAACAAGGUAUGAAGAGUUGGAAAAAUUAUUGGCUAACAUCAGGGAUGGACGUUAUCUCCGUGCUAAGGACAUGGUUUUGAAACUCAAUAAACUCAAGCUACCUCUUAAGUGGGAGCAUGUUACAAAGAUUGCAGGCAAGGGGGUGGCUCCCGGUAGACUGCAUGUGGCUCGAGCAAUGGUUGAAGCAGGUUAUGUGGAGAAUCUAAAACAAGCUUUUGCCAGAUAUUUAUAUGAUGGUGGACCUGCUUAUUCCAUGGGAAGUGAGCCUCUUGCAGAAGAAGCAGUGCAUCUUAUAUGUGAAACAGGAGGUUUAGCAGUCCUGGCUCAUCCCUGGGCAUUAAAAAAUCCUAUUCCUAUCAUAAGAACGUUAAAAGAAGCAGGUCUUCAUGGAAUGGAGGUUUACAGAAGUGAUGGAAGAUUGGCAGCAUACAGUGACUUAGCAGAUACUUAUGAUCUUCUGAAGCUUGGAGGAUCAGAUUAUCAUGGGAGAGGUGAGCAUGGUGAGUCCAAACUAGGAAGUGUGGACCUUCCAGUGUUGGUUUUGCAUGACUUUCUAAAGGUAGCUCGACCUAUCUGGUGUGGCGCCAUUAAGGACAUUCUAGAGAGUUAUGCAGAGGAACCCUCUGAUUCGAAUCUAGCCAGGAUUGCGAGAUUUGGGAGGAUGAGCAGUUUCAAGGGAAGUUCUCCUCGCUUGAGUUAUGGGAAGGACUUGAUUGAUCAUUGUUUAUCAUUGUGGCUGACCACCGAAGAAAGGCAGAAUGCUGAGUUUGAGGCUAUUAGGUUGAAGCUUUCCCAUAUUUCAAUCAAUCUGGGCGGAGUACAAGUUCCUAUAGAAAGUAAAUCGUAGUGGUACUUGAUUGGAGAAGAUUAUACCAGUUGCUUCUUGGCAUCAUGAUGCAGAGAAGUGAGAACGCUGAGUAGCAUGUUCAUUCCCUUUUAAUAGUUUGGAAAAAAAGAUCCGAAAUUGAAACUAGUCAUGUUCGGUACUGUUAGCUGCUCCACAUCUUGAAUCAACCGAGUCUUUUUUUUUUUUUAAAUCCAUUUUGGCCCAUUUUGUUUUUUCUUGCGACCAUGAAAAACAUGUAUUUACGUAUCAUUUACAGCUCUUUAUCUUUAUCUUUUUUUUAAAAAAAACUUUGUACUUUAUUCUCGUAUCUGUCUUUUCAGCUGAUUAUUAUUUGGUUGUCGCAGACAUAAUGUCCAUGACUGAUGCAGCAGGCUCAGUUAAGUUUGGUUGUUCAAAACAGUAAACAAACAGUCUUUCGUCCUUUGUUAUAUUUGUGCAUUGUAGAUUUUCCAAUGCUUCCUGUUUAAUUCAAGUUCUGUCACAGUGCAGAAUUCCGAAUUCAUAGCCAAAUCGAAAACAGAGGCCAU